AUGGCCGAAGAUCCUAAAUCCCCCUCCCCGGCGAAGCUUUCCCCCAAAACCGAAACGGACUCUCCACUUUCUCAAACGAACCUCCGAUCUCAUCACUUGCUAACUAUACCUGUCACUCAGAACUCCGAUGCUCAAGGCCAACUUCAUGCUGCCGUAGACGACUUGCUCAACGAACUUCAAAGCAAGUUCGAUAAUGUCUCCACUGAGAUGUUCAGCAAGCUGGACGACAUGACCAAGCGUCUCGAUGACCUAGAGGCCUCCUUAAUCGCAUCAUCAAGCGCUGCACCGCCAACUCCGUCAAAAUAA
Molecule: messenger RNA, 306 nt
Organism: Penicillium soppii
Lineage: Eukaryota; Fungi; Ascomycota; Eurotiomycetes; Eurotiales; Aspergillaceae
Product: heat shock factor-binding 1 family protein
Exons: 3
Coding region: 1-306 (101 amino acids)
Biological process (GO): cellular heat acclimation
Cellular component (GO): cytosol; nucleus
Molecular function (GO): transcription corepressor activity
Source: RefSeq, a predicted model, not a curated record